CGAGCUGGCGCACAUUUCCAUGGCUUCCCUCGUUCCUUGUCCGCAUCCCCUCACUCCCUGCCUGUUGCCUGAUCCACUGUCCUGGCUGCCGUCGGUUUGUAGUUGUUCUCUCUUCCUCCACCAGCCCUCAUGUCGCUCAAGGGCCUCGUGCGACUGGCGAGUCGACACUUGGGGAAAAUCGCGCGCGAAGUCAAGUAUGAGGCCAAGAAGGAUUGGGAUGCGCUCACUACUGUCCCUCUGGCCGAUCUACGGGACCCCGAGCUGUUGGGUCGGAUCAUGUUCCGCAUACGCCUCGGGCUCAGGGCCUAUUUAAAUUCGUUCAAUGCGGAGGAGAUCCUCAAGCGGCAUUCCUUCGAGCACCCAUCUGGCCGGGUAAUCAUCUCUAUCACGCCCAUCGUCCGGCAGCCCGCGAAGACGGUCACCGAGGCACUUGCCCAAGCCGAGGUCGCGCAGCUGGAGGAGAAGCUCCGCCAGGAUGGCGAGCAUCUUGGAGAAGCCGAGCGCGUGAAGCUGUCCCAGCAGCUGGACGACCUCCGCCAGAGCCUGCGCGACGAUCCGACCCCCGACAAGAAGCCCCUAUCACAGGUUCUGCGCGAAACUCUGACCGAGUUCUCCGCCGGCUAUGCAGACGGCGUGCAGGGCCGCGACCCGGCCGAAAGUUUGGCCUCGGUCAUGAAGACAUCGGACGCUCGGGCCACGGUGGGCCGUCUUCUCCAGAAACUGAAAGCCCUCCGUGACCAGGACAUGUCGUCCUUGACGGGAGAUGAGCGCGGCGCCCUGGAGGCUGGGGAUGCACUGAGCGAGGCGGAUCGCCAGUUGGCGGAGCUGCACGCGGAGCGUGCCCUCCUCCUUCAGCCUUUCCCCCCUGAGCGGGACAGCCUCUCCAACCAGGAUAUCGUUCACCUCCUGGGCGGGAUGUUCCCGCAGGACGCGGUUCAGGCCUAUGACCCCAUCACCGAUCGGGUGACCCUGACCAAGGAACAGGAGUGCGAACGCGCUGCCCGGGCCACGCGCCUUGUCCGGGUGGAGGCCGCCAUCGCCGCGGCCGAGGCCGAGCGCAAACAGGCCGAGGAAAAGCUGCGUGACCUGAGCGAGCGCCUGGAUCACAAGGACUGACAUCACAUGACACACAUGGGCCUGCGUUGAACACCGUCACCGGUAGCAUUUGUUCCCCGGCCCCGGCCCCGGCUCCGCCCGCUCCGCGUCCCCUUCUUGUGGGACGUCUCCCUCGCUCUUGAGCCUCGGGGCGUAUUUUUGCCGGCCAGCCUUUCCCGGCGCCGCCUCGACCCGGCCAGCCCCCUCGGUCUGCGGCGUUGUGUUCGGGCUCCCGUGAGCCAGGGCUGUUCCCGAAAAAUAGAGGUUGUCCGCUUUUUCAUCGGCCUUCGCUGGUCCGUCCCGCUUGGGAAUGCGGG
Molecule: messenger RNA, 1412 nt
Organism: Fonticula alba
Lineage: Eukaryota; Rotosphaerida; Fonticulaceae
Exons: 4
Coding region: 130-1116 (328 amino acids)
Source: RefSeq, a predicted model, not a curated record